Pangasianodon hypophthalmus (striped catfish) is the source of this 2080-nucleotide messenger RNA. RefSeq names its product 14-3-3 protein epsilon. The coding region runs from base 157 to 876 and encodes 239 amino acids. NCBI's taxonomy places the organism in Eukaryota, Metazoa, Chordata, Actinopteri, Siluriformes, Pangasiidae. The record is from RefSeq and is a predicted model, not a curated record. The transcript is spliced from 7 exons. Gene Ontology annotation, biological process: signal transduction. Gene Ontology annotation, cellular component: cytoplasm.
GGGUGCGGAAAAAUGACGCGUUAGCUACCGGUAGAGCGGGAAGCCCGGCUGCUGUGGUGUUGCUCCGCCAGGAACCACCGACUGACUCAGACAGACUCGCCCACCUUCGAGCCGUUCUUUUCCCCCCUCUUCGCUCUGUCACGAACGCCGAGCAACAUGGACCGAGAGCACUUUGUAUACCAGGCAAAACUUGCCGAACAAGCAGAGAGAUACGACGAAAUGGUGGAGUCUAUGAAGAGCGUUGCAGGGAAGGAUGUGGAGCUGACGGUGGAGGAAAGGAACCUGCUGUCCGUGGCCUAUAAGAACGUAAUUGGUGCACGGAGAGCUUCAUGGAGAAUAAUCAGCAGCAUCGAGCAGAAGGAGGAGAGCAAAGGUGGAGAAGACAAACUCAAAAUGAUCCGUGAAUACAGGCAAACGGUUGAGAAAGAGCUGAAAUCAAUCUGUAACGACAUUCUGGAUGUACUGGACAAGCACCUCAUUCCUGCAGCCAACACGGGCGAGUCAAAGGUCUUCUAUUACAAAAUGAAGGGCGACUACCACAGGUACUUGGCAGAGUUUGCUACAGGCAACGACAGGAAGGAAGCAGCCGAGAACAGCUUGGUAGCGUACAAAGCAGCCAGCGACAUUGCCAUGAUCGAACUGCCGCCGACACACCCCAUCCGUCUGGGGCUGGCACUCAACUUCUCCGUCUUCUACUACGAGAUCCUCAAUUCUCCAGACCGCGCCUGCAGGUUGGCGAAGGCGGCGUUUGAUGAUGCGAUAGCAGAACUGGACACGCUCAGUGAGGAGAGCUAUAAGGACUCGACACUUAUCAUGCAGUUGCUACGUGACAACCUGACACUAUGGACUUCAGACAUGCAGGGAGACGAUUCGUAAGGAUCUCCACCCCCCUCAUUUCCCACUAGAGCUCCUCUUUGUGAAGAACUGAAUAAAGAAGCACUGCAGGAUGUGGAAGACGAGAACCAGUGAGACGUCACCACAUGGGACACUCUUUCCUCUGCACUCUCUCUCUCUCUGUCUCUCUCUCUGUCUCUCUCUCUCUGUCUGUCUCUCUCUGUCUGUCUGUCUGUCUGUGUCUGUCUCUCUCUCUCUCUCUCUCUCGCAUCCCAAGUCUCUGGUCCCGCCCCUCUCAGGUCUCCAUGGUGUCACCGAAAGAGCUCCGAAGUCACCCUGUCUCCUCCAGCACUCACUCUUUCUCUCCUGUAUGUCGGUUUAGCGCUCUGCUCUUUUGGGUUACACCCUGGGCAUUUUUAAAUGUGCGCCCCCCUGCCCUUGAACUUGGCACUAUCAGAUCCACACAUGAAUUGACCUCCUGAGUGAAUAGGCAUUGUGGAGAACUUCCCCUGCUGGUUUAUUUGUAUUAAACUUGCAGAGUGUUGUCUGCGUAUGGGCUUGUUUUAUGUCUCACUUUGCUUUUAAUUCAGCGCGCGGUAGCGGUACGGCGUCGUUUGCCUCUGUUCUGUGAUUGGCAGAGUUAUUGCUUCUGUAAUCACACACAUUGCUGACUGUGUCAUGGCAGCUGGGAUGCUAAAUCUCAGCUGUCUGUUCUGGGAGAUGCAGCACCCUACAAAGGGCAUUUUUUUCCUUUUCCUUUUCCUCUGCUUGGUUUUUAAAGGGAUGCCUAUUAAAUUUUUUAGGUGCCCGUUUUAAAGCAGGCUCUCAGAGCCAUUGUGUUUUGCUGCCAGUCUAUUCCUAUUGCUUUGCACACAUCAGCCUCUAUGCAGAACGUCGCUCCAGCACUGUAUGUGAACACGCGCUCCUGUCUAACCAUUCAUGGGGGAAAAAAAGACCCCAGGUCAACUCCUCAGCUUUUAUUUUAUUAUUAUUAUUUUUGUCCAACUUGGUUCAGAUGCAGAUUUCUCUGCCUCAGCUUCGCCCCUCUCUCGUGCUCCCAUUUUCUCUCUUGCUCUCUAGAACUUUCUCUUUUUCUCCUCACCCAUUCAGUAUGUGUAACUUGAAUCUGAUUUGUACUACUGGAUAUUCUGAUCGGAGCCAACGCGCACCAUCUGUAUUCUUACUGAAACACAGCAUGGGAUUAACUUUAACCUUCAAAUAAAACCAAACCUAAGUUAAAAAACAA